Messenger RNA from Limanda limanda (common dab), 1588 nucleotides. Its product is annotated as zinc finger and SCAN domain-containing protein 31-like. Bases 46 to 1152 code for a protein of 368 amino acids. Gene Ontology annotation, cellular component: nucleus. The record is from RefSeq and is a predicted model, not a curated record. NCBI's taxonomy places the organism in Eukaryota, Metazoa, Chordata, Actinopteri, Pleuronectiformes, Pleuronectidae. The transcript has 2 exons. Gene Ontology annotation, biological process: regulation of transcription by RNA polymerase II. Gene Ontology annotation, molecular function: DNA-binding transcription factor activity, RNA polymerase II-specific; RNA polymerase II cis-regulatory region sequence-specific DNA binding.
UCUGUUUCCUGUCUUUGUCCCCUCAGAGACUCAGAGAGGAGCAACAUGGCCGCCAUGCAGCUGCUGCGGGUGUUGGUACAUGAGCGGAUCCGCGCUGCCGCUGAAGACUUCCUGCUGCAGGUGGAGGAAGGAGGAGGAAAGGCUCGAGUCCCGGAGCUGAGAGCGAUGCUCACCGAGCGGCUCGCGGCGGCGGGAGAGCAGAUCCUCGCGGGGCUUGAGGAAACCUUGUUAGAGUCCGAGGAGCGAGUGGAGCGGACCGAGCUGGAGAUCUGCCGCCAGAGGAGGCUGCUCGAUGCCGUGAUGCAGCCCGAAGUCCGGCUGCACAGAGCAGUGUGUCCUGCAGACGUCCAGCAACUGAUGGUGAUUAAAGAAGAGGUUCCCUCUGAGGAGCAGCAGUGGAGCCCCCUUGUGGACCAGGAGGACCCACAGCCCCCCCACAUUAAAGAGGAACAGGAGGAUCCGUGGACCAAUCAGGAUGGACAGCAGCUUCAAGGACUGGAGGAGGCUGAUAUCAAGUUCACAUUGACUCCUGUCGCUGUGAAGAGUGAAGAAGAUGAAGAGAAACUUAAAUCGUCAAAGCUUCAUCCGAGUGAGACGAAGGAGAACAGAGCGGACUGUGGAGGACCAGAACCAGCCAGGAACUCAGGUCCUGAUGGACGUUUACAACCAGGUCCUGAGGACAAGACUGACUCUUCUGAGACUGAAGUCAGUAAGGAUGAAAAUGAAAUGUUUAGUUGCUCUGAGUGUGGUAAAAGAUUUUACCUUAGGUGCCGUCUAAAUAGACAUAUGAGGAGUCAUACAGGAGAGAAACCUUUUAGUUGCUCUGAGUGUGGUAAAAGAUUUUCUGAUAUCGGCUGUCUGAAUAGACAUAUGAGGAUUCAUACUGGAGAGAAACCGUUUAGUUGCCCUGAGUGUGGUAAAAGAUUUAACCAACGGUCAAAUUUAAAUAGACAUGUGAGGAGUCAUACAGAAGAGAAACAGUUUAGUUGCCCUGAGUGUGUUAAAAUAUUUAACAAAAGGUCACAUUUUAAUAGACAUGUGAGGAUUCAUACAGAAGAGAAACAGUUUAGUUGCCCUGAGUGUGGUAAAAGAUUUAACAAAAGGUCAAAUUUAAUUCGACAUAUGAGGAGUCACAGGAGAGAAAAAGUUUAGUUGAUCUCAGUGUGGUUAAUGAUUUAAGAUUCAGUCCUAUUGUAUGAGACAUGUGAGGAUUCAUAAAGGAGAGAAGUGAAUCAGUUGCAACCUUUGCAACCAAAAAAUUAUUAGGAUAUAUCAGCAGUUUUCAUAUUAUACAUUUUCAUAGUUCACUGUUUUAAGUAGACUAUUAACAGUUUUUUGUCCCUAGAAAAUAUAACUCAUUGAAUAACACAAGAUUUGUGUUUAAAUAUCUUUUUCCUACUGAUUUCAAAUAAUUUAUCUAUUUUUCACAAUGUCCUUCAUGUCAUUUUAAGGUUCAAGAUUGUUCCUUGCACAGUAUGAAUGUGUACUUAACUAGUUCAUAUGAGUAAAUAUGUUUGUUUUAAGACAAUGGUUUCUUGGUUCUUGAGAUUCAAUGACAGUGUGUGUUCUCCUUUAUGUAUUGAAUGUG